Lolium rigidum is the source of this 2283-nucleotide messenger RNA. RefSeq lists its product as uncharacterized. The record is from RefSeq and is a predicted model, not a curated record. Lineage: Eukaryota; Viridiplantae; Streptophyta; Magnoliopsida; Poales; Poaceae. The coding region runs from base 1 to 2283 and encodes 760 amino acids. Gene Ontology annotation, biological process: meristem maintenance; meristem development. The transcript has 4 exons.
AUGCACACCUGCCAGUCAAAGCCCAGAACCCCAACAAGCCGCACCACCGCCAUGGCCGGCGGCGAGCAGGAGCAGCUCCUUGUCCAUGAAUCCUCUGCCCCCGUCAUCUCUAGCGGCGUCCAUCCUUCAUGUCCCACCGUUCGACUGGCCCACUUCCUCCACCCCCGUGCGGGCGACGCACAUCGCCCCGCCCUACCUUCUCCACCCCGUAACUCCGGCCCUCUUCCCGCCGACGGUCUCCAGGUCGAAUUCAAGGGCUGGGCGGAAUCCCCAAUCCUGUGGAGGCGGUGGGUGGACAAACUCCGCCCGCUCUACGAGCGCCGGUGGCGGACGGUUGGGAUCCUGGACGCCAUCCUCGCGACCACCUGCCGGGUGCGGCGCGACCAUGGCGCCAUGCUCCAGCUCGCCUCGAUCUGGUCCGCCGAGACAAACACGUUUCUGUUCCCGUGGGGCGAGGCGACGGUGACGCUGGAGGACGUCGCCGUGCUCGGGGGGCUGCCGUUGCUCGGCCGGGCUGUGCGCGCGCCGCUGGAGGACGCGCCUCGCGGGGACGUGGAGGCGCUCCAGGCCGUCCGUUCCGCGCUCUACCGGAGCAAGAGCCGGAAACCUGACCACCCCGCCUGGGCGAUGCGCUUCCUGGAGCCUCCGUCGGGGGAGGGCCCCGCCGCCCGCGACGGUGAAGCGGCCAGGCUGCUCGAGCACGGGGCAUUCCUCGCCAUGUGGCUGUCGCUCUUCGUGCUGCCGGCGCCGCCGUUCGACGUGAUCCGGGCGGACGUGCUCCCCGUCGCUGCCAUGCUGGCGCGCGGCGAGUGCGUGGCGCUAGCGCCCGCUGCUCUCGCCAGUAUAUACAGCGACCUCUCCGCGCUGAACCGCUACAUGAAUUUGGCCAAGAGAUACCAGCCGUUCGUGGCGUGGGCGCCGCUACACAUCCUCCAGCUCUGGGUCUGGGCAAGGUUCCCCGAGCUUCGCCCUGAGAUGGCGAUCACUGCUCGUAGCCAGCCAUGGGCUGCCCGGUGGCAUGAAGUUAACAAGGAGAUUGACCCCAUGUAUCUUCACGCAGUGUUCAUGUCGCCAAGGGAGUUCGAGUGGAGGCCGUAUGGAAGUAGCAGCUUUGCUCCGCCUCCUGAGAAGGCUUGCUCUUGGGUUCAUGGCCGGGACAUAGCAAGAAGUAAACAGCUGCAAUCCUUUGCACAGUGUCUGCGGGCUUGCGAGCUUGUAGGCAUGCGCUGCAUUGAGCAGUACAAUCCUCAUCGUGUUGCAAGGCAGCUUGGCUUCGAUCAGGACGUGCCUGGAUCUGUUGCCCGUGUUAACUCAAAUUGGGAGAUUGCUUGGGGAACAUACAUGAUGGAGCCUAGAAAAUUUGCAUUCAUCGUUCCACAGUACAUGCUGGGUGUGACGAUUGACUACGCACAAUGGUGGGAGCCAUACUCGUCGGCAUGUGCUACUGCUGUUGCUAAUUCUGCAAAGUUGAAAAAAUUCCGUGCUUUGGUUAUUCCAAGGGGAGAAAAUACAAAAGUUCUGCAUGAUGAUAAGACUAGUAAAGGACCUCCCGGCCUUAUCAUUAAACAGAAUAGCAGCACAGAACAUGGUGAAGUAGCCCAUCAUCACCUUGUCAAGGGAGCAGUAAGCACAACCAGCAGCAAAGACACUAGAUCUGCAGCUGUAGCCCAUGAGCAGUCAAGUCUUGCAGACAUUAUGGUGAUCAGUGAUGACGAGUCUGAUGAAUUAGUGGUCAAGGAACAUGAAUUGAGUGCAAUGGAGAUUGAAGGUAAUGUAGAAUCAAAUAUUGAAGACAUUCUGGUGAUCAGUGAUGGCGAGUCUGAUGAAUUAGUGGGCGAGGAACAUGAGGUGGGUGCAACACCAAUUGAAGGUAAUGAAAAAGAAAAUAAAGAUGCAUCAGCCUCAAACAAACAAUCAUCGCCCCUUUUGGAAGAUUGCGCAGUAGUUAAUAACAAAAGCACAGGAAACAAUAAGAUGUCUUCUGGGAAUCUUGUCGAUGCAAAUCCUGAACUUCCCAGGAGAGUAGUUUCAACAAAUACACUUUACUACCUCAAACCAUUUGGGCGGGUGAAAGACGCGAAGGACGGAGAUGCAACUGGAACAAAUAGGAACAAAGGAGCUUACCUGCCAAGACGGGAAGUUGGAACGAGGGAAAUGAUUGAAGAGGCAUCUGCUGCCCGAGAAACCGAAAAUGUUGUGCUGCAGAAAAAAAUCGACUCUCUGAAGAAAGAGAUUGCAGAAGCACAGGCGCGGCUGAGGGAUAGAAACCCCUCAAAAGUUUGA